Naegleria fowleri is the source of this 2250-nucleotide messenger RNA. RefSeq lists its product as uncharacterized. The coding region runs from base 1 to 2250 and encodes 749 amino acids. The record is from RefSeq and is a predicted model, not a curated record. Lineage: Eukaryota; Heterolobosea; Eutetramitea; Acrasida; Naegleriidae. Gene Ontology annotation, biological process: clustering of voltage-gated sodium channels; cilium assembly. The transcript is spliced from 4 exons. Gene Ontology annotation, cellular component: centriole.
AUGACUUCAUUCCUAACGACCGAGAGAUCAUCGCUCAAAGGGUUGGGAGGUAAUUUAAUGUCCAUCUCAUCCUCUCCGAUUAUUGGUGGACCACAGCUUGAGAGAGACCAAAAACAUUUUCCAUUUGCAAGAAGUACGGUCGACAUGAAAGAAGUGGAUCGGAAUCAUAAAGAUUUAGUCGUUCCCUCAAACCGAACGGAUGAUCCAUUUCGAGAAAUUCAGUCAACUCCUGAUGUUUUGUCAUGCAAAACUAAAGUCAACGAGUUGGAAGUUCAAAUAGAUUAUUUGAAGGAUGUUGUCCAACGAUUGAGUGACGAGCUUGCACGAUAUCAAGUUAAAUAUCCACCAAUUGCACCAGAACAUUCCGAUUCAAUCAUUGUUGCACCAUGGUUUUUCGAUUCUCAACAUAUGAAUCCUCUCCUUGUUUCGUAUGAUCAUCGAAUAAUGGAACUCUCGAAUGAAAUCAAACUUUACAAAGAAAAAAUUGAGUCUCUAAAUGCAGAGGUCAAAUCUGUGUCUUUGGAAAACGAAGAGCUCCAACAAAACCUGAAGAAUUUAAUAGAAAAACAAAUUUCAAAAAACAACGAACAAAGUUCGGUCAUUCCUUUUCACAUUCCCUCCGAAGAAUGGGAUGAAUUGCAACAACGAGUAGAGCUGCUAGACCGUGAAAAUAAAUUAUUGCUGGAGGAGCAACGAGAGCUUCAGAACGAAAUUGAUCGAUUGAGAAAUGAAAAUCGACGAUCCUUUUCCGAAUCUAAUCCUCUUGUUCCAGGAGACUCUGAUCGAGUGAAAUUAAUGUUAGAAAGUGCGAAAAAGAAGAUUUCACUUCUGCAAAAAGAAAAAGACGACUUAAAAAGAGAUACAAGACGAAUGAAACAACUUGAGCAUGAGAUGGCUGAUUUAGAAAGAGCUCUCAGUGCCAGUAAUCAAAGAUGUAAACUGUUAGACGAUGAAUUGGAGAAGCACAAAAGUAUUAUUGAUGAUCUUCAACAUGAACGAAAACGACUCUUUCAAACUGAGAAAACAAUGAAUAUUAAGGACAUUGAAAUGAAUGAACUUCGAGAACGAUACUCGCUCUCCCUUAGAGAAAUGGAUGACUUGAAAGAAGAAAAAGGUAAAUUACUAUUGGAGAUGAGCCAAAUGGAACAAAGAAUUGUCGCACAUCAACAAAACGAAUUUGAAGCUCUUCAAAAAGUGAAAGAGACCAUGGAGUUAUUAGAAACGACCAAACUUGAAAGAGAUUCUGUGAGAACAGCCGUAAAAAAUAAGGAACAAGAAAUUGAGAGAUUAGAAGAGAAAAUUAAAAAGUUGACACAAGACUACACGGACAGAUACAAGAGAAUGUCCUCACAUUUCCAAGAAAAACAUAAUGAAUCUCUCCAAGCUCUUGAGGAUCAAUUGAAACAAGUCCAACUUGAAAAUGGUCACUUGAAAUCGGAUUUGGAUCGAUUAAAGAGAGAAAAGAAAACUUGUGAGGAUGAACUUGUUAAGGUUAUUAAAGCAGCAGAAACCGAACAAUUGAAUUCUCCGUUUGUCAUUAAUGAUUUGAACCAACAAAUCACUCAACUAACUAACGAAAGAGAUGAAUCUGAGAGACAAUACGAAAGGUUGCGAAACUCUCAAAAACGAACUCAACAACAAUGGGAACAAGAAAGAGAACAACUCAAUGCCAAGUACAAUGAAAUGCAGAAAAGAUUUAUUUCUCUCGAAUCAGAAGCGGAGGAGCAACGACAAAUCAAUAUGAGGUUAAACGAACAUAUCAGUCGUCUGGAGCAGCAAUGCCAAAACCUUAAAUUUGAAAAAGAAGAAAUUGAAAGAUCCCUCAGAGAUAAUUUACGGUCGCAGCAAGAGCUUUCCUCAAAUGAAAUUCGAGAUGUAAAGAAAAAGUUACAGAUAACAAUUGAAGAAUACAAUAAGGCCCAAAACACGAUUCAGCAGCUUUCUCUUAAACAUCAAAAAGAACAUAUAUACUGGAAAGAAGAAUUCAGUAAAAUGAAGGAGAAAAAAGAAAAGGAAUUGUAUGACAUGACUUCAAUGGUGGAACAAUUAACACGACGAAAUCAAGAAAUGGAAGGUAAAAUCAAGUUACUGCUAAAGAAAGAAGAGGAGUUAUUGAACCACAAAAAAGAUUUGCAUAUCAGAGCAGAUAAGCUUACCAUUUAUCUUGAACGAAUGAAGCGAGAGAGAGACAUGUUAGCAAAGCAAAUUGAAGGUAGAGGAGUCUCCGAGAUUAGUUUUGGAUAUGAAUAA